Molecule: messenger RNA, 3320 nt
Organism: Patella vulgata (common limpet)
Lineage: Eukaryota; Metazoa; Mollusca; Gastropoda; Patellidae
Product: ATPase family AAA domain-containing protein 3-A
Exons: 15
Coding region: 68-1870 (600 amino acids)
Biological process (GO): mitochondrion organization
Cellular component (GO): mitochondrion
Molecular function (GO): ATP hydrolysis activity; zinc ion binding; ATP binding
Source: RefSeq, a predicted model, not a curated record
GUUAAUCACGUAUAUGAGUAUCUCUACACGUGAAAUCGUCCGAUAUAUUUCAUAAGAAAGAAGAAUAAUGUCGUGGUUAUUUGGAGUCAACAGUGGGCAAAACCCACAACUACCACAGUCGCCCUUUCUACCCCCUCCCCCACCAGAUGGAGAUGACAAGGGGUCUGGAAAGGGACAAGGUUCCAAAAUGGAUGCAUACCGCUUUGACUCGGCCGCCCUUGAAAGGGCUGCACGCGCCGCAAAGGAAUUGGAAUCAUCAAAACAUGCCAAAGAUGCAUUGGAUCUUACAAAGAUGCAAGAGCAAACUGCUCAGAUGGAUCGGCAGAAGCAAAUCAAAGAACUGGAAGCUCAAAUGGAACAGUUGAAAAUUGAGCAGGCUAAAGUAUCACAAGAGGAAAGGCGGAAAACACUCAGUGAAGAAACAAAACAGCAUCAACAGAGAGCUCAGUAUCAAGAUCAGUUGGCUCGGAAACGAUAUGAUGAUCAGCUAAUUCAACAGGCAAGGACGAAUGAAGAAAAUUUACGAAGGCAAGAAGAAUCGGUACAAAAACAAGAAUCUAUGAGAAGAGGCACAAUUGAACAUGAAGCUGAACUUCGACAUAAAAAUGAAAUGAGAAGAAUUGAGGCCGAGAUGUCUGGAAAAGCCAAAGUAGAUCGUGAAAAUCAAGAUUUGAUUAAAGAACAAAUUCGUCUAAAAGCAGCUGAAAAUCGACAAACAGUUUUAGAAUCAAUUAAGACAGCUGGAUCUGUUUUAGGAACUGGAUUUCAAGCUUUUAUAAAUGAUUGGGAUAAAGUUUCAGCAUCGGCUGCUGGUUUAACAUUAGUAGCUAUUGGCGUAUAUGCUGCUAAAUAUGGAACAGGUGUGGCUGCUAGAUAUGUUGAAUCACGAUUAGGUAAACCUUCACUUGUACGUGAUACAUCCAGAUUAACAGUUCUAGAAGCUAUCAAGCAUCCAAUAAAGACUGUUAAACAAUUGUCUACAAAACCUGAAGAUGCUUUACAAGGUAUCAUAUUAAAACCACAAUUAGAAGAGAGAUUACGAGACGUUGCUAUAGCUACCAGACAUACGAGAAAGAACAAAGGUUAUUACAGGAAUAUUUUAAUGUAUGGUCCACCUGGUACAGGAAAGACUAUGUUUGCUAAGAGUUUAGCCAGGCACUCAGGAAUGGAUUAUGCGAUAAUGACUGGUGGUGACGUAGCUCCAAUGGGAAAAGAAGGGGUAACAGCCAUGCAUAAAGUUUUUGAUUGGGCUCAGACAAGUAGGAGAGGCGUUUUACUGUUUGUUGAUGAAGCAGAUGCAUUUCUUAGAAAAAGAAGUACAGAAGUUAUAAGUGAAGAUAUGAGAGCUACUUUGAAUGCCUUUUUAUAUAGAACUGGUGAACAAUCUAAAAAAUUUAUGUUAGUAUUAGCUAGUAAUCAGCCAGAACAAUUUGAUUGGGCUAUAAAUGAUAGGUUAGAUGAAAUGGUAGAAUUUGAUGUGCCGAGUCUAGAAGAAAGAGAGAGAAUGUGUCGACACUAUUUCCAUGAAUAUGUGUUAAAACCAGCUACAGAAGGAACAAGAAGAUUAAAGGUGGAACAGUUUGAUUAUGGUGUUAAAUGUGCAGAGAUUGCUAAGAAAACAUCAGGUCUAUCUGGCAGAGAAAUAGCUAAGUUAGGUGUUGCCUGGCAGGCCAAAGCAUACGCUUCAGAAGAUGGUGUACUAACACAGAAAAUGAUUGACGCCAUUGUAGCUGAUGCUGUAGCUCAACACACAAAGAAAGUCAAUUGGCAGAAGGAACAGGAGCUACGUAACCCUGGGGCACCAGAAUAUAUUUCAGUUAAAGACGCUGCUUCAUUUUCUAGACAUGAUUCACCGAAAACCAAAUCUUGAUGGAAGACAUAGGUCAUAGGUUAUUCUACUUCGUUACGUAAAUAUUCAUCGUCCCAUUUAAGGAAGUCAUUGUAAUAUAUCUCACGGAUGAUUGAAUCAUCUUGUAAAAAUGACUGUGACGGCAUUUAAUAUAUAUAUUAACUGUUUUAGUGUAUCAAGGACCAAUCUAUAGUGGUUUUAGAGAGUAUGUUGUUAUUAACCAAUGAGAGUAUUUGUUUGUUAAUUUGUGGCGUUGAUAGUGAAAGACUGUUUUGUGUUUAGAUAGAACUAUUCAAAUUAAUCAGUGAAGUAUAAUCUUAAUCAAAUAAUUCAAUCAGUUUAAACAAACCAGUUUGUGGCUGGACAGUAGUUUCAAUUGGCAUAAAAUUCUAGGUCUGUUUCAAUAAACAAUUCACAGAUAUCGAAUCCAGGCACUUUUUGCGUAACCGUCAGUUGGUUUGAAAUAAAUGUGAUUUGAUACGUUUUUCACUUUGAGACUAAUGUUGGCUUUAUAUAAACUGUAACUCUUCAAAUUUUAGGAAGAAAAUGACAUUUUUGAGAUAUAUGAUCAUUAUAUGGGGACAUAUAAAGUUAAAAAUUUUGCUGAUGUAUAGAAAGAAUAUUGACAUCACAUGGAGAUAUCAAAAAGAGGCUCCCCACCAUUUGUUGUGUAUUAACAUCAUCUUACAAGAGUCAGCAAAUAUAAAACAACCCAUUAUGUGAUGCUAAUUGAUACACUACUUAUAAACCAUGUAGAAAUUUAGGUAUAUAUAAAACAAACUGUCAUGGAUCUUUUAACUAACUGCUAUGGAUCAUUUAAUUAAAGUCAAUGCAGAUCCAAGUUUAUAUGGGAUAAACAAAAUGCUAUGGAUCAUUUAAUUAUAAUCUUUGUAGUAAAAGUCUCCAUGAUACAUCAUUUGUAGGGUCGUAAAAGGAAAUUUGUGUAGUGGAGAAAGCUGUGAGGUUAAAUUCCAUAUAAGCAACAAUCUUUUACUAAAUAUAUUCUAAUUAUUAUACCAUGUUGGCAUAUGGAACAUUAUGUAUUUAGGAGAUUUCAGUCUUCCACUUCUUAGAUACUCUCUGUAGAACAAAUUGAACUUAUUAAAGCCCGGAACACACCCAAGGUUAUUUUCGAUCUCCAGCAUAUAAUCAUUGUGCCCCAACAUUUGCUGACAACAAGAGGUGGUUUUUAUAAGGUGAAAACAUUUCUUGCCAUUGGCUGAUAAUCAUCCAUAAUGGAAAAUUGAUAGGGUGUGUCAUGCAUCUUUUGCCUAACACUAACAGCUCUUUGCCACCAACAAAUAGGUCCGUUGGCUACAAAUAAUCAUUCUGGGUGUGUACAGGCCUUUAAAGGAGUACAAGUAAUUAUAUGGUAUAAUGAUCAAAGAUACACAUGAUUUAUAAGAUGUGUAUAAUUAUAGUGGAGUGAUGUGUUGAAGUAAAAAUGAAUAAAUUAUAAAAUCAAAUAUGA